CAUUUUCCAACCAAAAUUUGUUACAAGAUAUAUUCAUUAAUUAAAAUGUAAAAAAUCAAAUUAUUCGUUCUUCUAGCUUUAGCAGCCACAUUAGCAAUGUUUAUGUACUAAUAUGCACCUUUGGAACAAUUUUAUGUAUUAAUGAUAUAAUAUUAUAGAAUUUGAGAAAACUAUCUCAUGAAACAUACACCAAAGGAGAAGCCAAUUACGACUUUUGCAUGUAAUUAUGUACAAGCAAAGGAGGAGUUAAUUGUGGUGGAAAAAGAAAAGGUAUUCAUAUUCGUUUUUUAUAAAAUUAAAGGUUGUUGUCAACCAAGUGCUUGUAGUGCUAACAAAAUUUAUGGAUAUGAUGAAUGUGCUAAAGGUUAAUCUGUAAGACUUGGUACUGAUAGAUGCAUAGGUAGUUGGGAUUGAAUUAAUACAUAAAUUUACAUAAAUUUCU
This is a messenger RNA of Paramecium sonneborni, 442 nucleotides long. Lineage: Eukaryota; Ciliophora; Oligohymenophorea; Peniculida; Parameciidae. The record is from the annotation of a GenBank genome assembly.